AUGCAAAGCCUGCUCCUUCGCCGAUGGCACGGAUUCCUGCGUCUUCCCAGGCAGCGGCCCUCGUGGUAUCGGGAGCGACUGCGCGAGGAGCUCCUCGAACGCCAUGAGGCGCUAACCCCGUUGCAUACACUGAGCGAGACUGCCGAUGUCUUUUACAUUCUCAGUCGGGCCAUUCACGACGGCUAUCCGCUCCAAAGUGAGCCGCCGUACCCACAGAAACCUCAGAUUCUCAUCUACGCCUACAUGAUCACAAAAUACACAUCACGAUGGCUCUUUUACCGCGUGGCUGCUAGGGCGUGCCGUUCUGCGAAUGCCAGCCAAGUGCGAGAAGUGAUCAAUCCGGCCAAAAAGCACAAAGUUGGAGAGGUAGCCUCCCGCCACGGGCUUGAUCGCUGCGAAUUCGAACGAGUGUGCUCUCAGUUGCGGCGGUUCUGGCCCCUUCUCCCGUGA
Messenger RNA from Akanthomyces muscarius, 450 nucleotides. RefSeq lists its product as uncharacterized. The record is from RefSeq and is a predicted model, not a curated record. The coding region runs from base 1 to 450 and encodes 149 amino acids. NCBI's taxonomy places the organism in Eukaryota, Fungi, Ascomycota, Sordariomycetes, Hypocreales, Cordycipitaceae. The transcript has a single exon.